AUGAGUGCGCGCAAGACAACAAAGGGUUCAAAAUUUGACGAUAUGGAUAGAGCUGUGUUCGAAUGGUUCAAGCAAAAACGCGCCGAGGGAUGUCCUGUAUCCGGGCCAUUGCUGUUCAAAAAAGCGAAAUGGUUUCACUGUGAGAUGAAGAUUCCUGAACCAUUUGCUGCGUCUCAAGGAUGGCUGCAAUGUUUCAAAUCUCGCCACGGAAUUAGACAGUUGGAUAUCCAAGGUGAGAAACUAAGCAGUGAUUCUGACGCUGCAGCACUAUACGUAAUGGAAUUUAAACGUCUUGUCAAGGCUCAUGAUCUUUCACCUGACCAACUUUAUAAUGAUGACGAGACUGGUUUGUACUGGAAGGUUUUGCCGUCAAAAACGCUCGUAUCAAAAGAAGAAAAGUCUGCUCCAGGUCACAAGUCCAGUAAGGAACGAAUAACAGUGCUAGCAUGCGCUAACGCUAAUGGUUCGCACAAACUGAAACUCGUAUGCAUUGGAAAGUCUAAGAAUCCACGAUCAUUUAAGAGAACACAAAUGCGCAAUUUUCCUGUCCUUUACUACAAUCAGACCAAAGCAUGGAUGAACAGAGAGAUUUUUAAAGAUUGGUUUUUUAAACAUUUUGUUCCUGCUGUUCGAGACCAUCUAAAUUUGCCACAAAGAGCUGUGUUACUGUUGGACAACGCACCUUCCCAUCCUAUCGAAAAUGUCCUGAAAACAAGCGAUGACCAGAUUUUCGUCGCAUAUCUUCCUCCAAACGUGACGGCGCUUAAGCAACCUAUGGACCAGGGCGUCUUAGAAGCAUUCAAGUGUCGUUACAGGAAAUCUUUACUCCAUUCAGUCUUGGAAGAAGAUGGAGAUGUCCGUGAGUUUUACAAGAAAUGGACAAUUAAGGACGCAAUUUUCUCAUGUUCAGAGAGUUGGGAUGACAUGCCGAACUUAACCUUUCGAAAGUGA
Molecule: messenger RNA, 951 nt
Organism: Erpetoichthys calabaricus (reedfish)
Lineage: Eukaryota; Metazoa; Chordata; Cladistia; Polypteriformes; Polypteridae
Product: jerky protein homolog-like
Exons: 1
Coding region: 1-951 (316 amino acids)
Cellular component (GO): nucleus
Molecular function (GO): DNA binding
Source: RefSeq, a predicted model, not a curated record